This is a messenger RNA of Aspergillus clavatus NRRL 1, 2022 nucleotides long. RefSeq names its product transcription factor domain protein. The record is from RefSeq and is a predicted model, not a curated record. Gene Ontology annotation, molecular function: DNA-binding transcription factor activity, RNA polymerase II-specific; DNA binding; zinc ion binding. The coding region runs from base 1 to 2022 and encodes 673 amino acids. The transcript has 7 exons. Lineage: Eukaryota; Fungi; Ascomycota; Eurotiomycetes; Eurotiales; Aspergillaceae. Gene Ontology annotation, biological process: DNA-templated transcription; regulation of DNA-templated transcription.
AUGUCUUCAAAUCGCAAGACAAAAGUGGCUUGUAAGGCUUGUAAUCUUCGCCGGGUUAAAUGCGACCGGACCGAGGACAGAGCUUGCACCAACUGUCGAGUGUCUAGACAGGAAUGCCAGCCCAUCCUCUCGCGACGUGGAAAAUACAAACGUUCUCAUAUCAAACGAGAUCAGAUUGGAGCAGCUGUCCAUUCUCAAGAUGGGAGCCAUUGUAGUCCAAGGACGCAACCCCUACGCGCUCAAGAAGAGACCAACCAUCAAAAUCCGACACUCUUCGGGACAACUGGGGAAAAGUCUUGUGGAUGUGACCAACCGCACAGUCCAGAGCUGAAUCACAGGGCCGAUGACCCAGGUCGUUGUAAGGAGAUGGUGUACUACGGAGACUCUUUCAAUCUCAACUACGUUCUACGUGAAAUGGGGAACCCGUUCCAGGGUGGUUUUGACAGCACCUCCUUGACGCUUAGCAUCGAACAGUUGUAUCUCGACCGCUUAGACCAACCGACGAAGGAAUAUCUCAACGCUCAUGAACAUAGUGAGCGCCUCCGAUUACAAGAAAUGGGCGCAGUCCAGCGUCUCGACAAGGAGAUAAGCGACGCCCUUAUCCAGGCAUUCUUCGCUGUAGUGUAUCCGAUCAGUCCCAUCUUCGAUCUGUCAGAGUUCCGCACCAAGUACAAGGCAGAACAGAUUUCUCCGCUUGUUUUACAAGCGAUGUAUUUCGUGGCAGCGGCUCACUGUGAGUAUUCAUGGAUUGAAAAAGCGGGAUUUGCCAGUCGGUAUAUGGCUACCUUUACAUUUUAUCAAAGGGCGAAGGAAUUGUACGAUGCGAACUAUGAAUCGGAUGCUAUUGCUACAGUGCAGGCCCUAUAUCUCCUGUCCUAUUGGUGGGGUAGUCCGCUGGAGCAGAAGGAUACAUGGCACUGGACAGGGCUUGCUGUUGGCCUUGCGCAAACUCUCGGUUUGCACCAGAGUAAGACAUAUGCAGGUCUGCCACGAACGCAACAGAAGUUGUGGAGACGUCUCUGGUGGACGAUCUAUAGUCAUGAUAUCCUUAUGGCAGUCGCCUUGGGGAAUACUCCGCACGUCAAUGAAGCCUAUUGUAGCGUGCCCUUGUUGUCUGAGGCAGAUACUGAGGACGACGAAGUCGACGAGGAUGACUCGCAGUGUACACAGCUGUUCGGAAGUUGGACUCAAGAAAGUCGUCUGUACCCCGUGUAUUUUGCGGACUUGGCCAAGCGCAGUAGCCAGUGCCUCAUAGCCCUCUUUGGUGCCAACUUGGAUGAGUCCACCAUACAAAACAGCCUUACCAGAGUCUCUUCAUGGCAAAGGACCCUUCCCCCAGUCCUACAGGCGGCUACCGCCCCGAUUUCCUUACAAAACGGCUAUUGGACGUCUUUGAUCCACCUGACUUACAAUACAUGCCAGAUUCUCCUACACAGGAACGGGUUGCAUUGCCCAGGUCAUCUGAAGAUUGGAUCGCUGCCUUCUGACGCUGCUGUCAAUAUUGUGCGGAUCCUCGAGGAUAUGAUGUCUUCUGAGGUUCUUACUGUCUCAUCCCUACGAGUACUACCGGCUGUGUUCGCCACUCUCAGCGUCCAAAUAGCGAACAUAAGUGGAAACUACCCGGAAGGAACCGAAAUAUCAAAGCAUCGAGCUCGCUUCUGUAUGCUCGUCCUGAAAACAUUGCAAGAUCGGUGGCCUCCGCUCCUUUGGUAUUAUUCUAUAUUCCUACGAAUCUUGCGCAAAAUGGGCUGUGAAAUUCCAGAUGAUGAGAAACAUAACACUCGUUCUCCCCAGGAUCGCUCCAUGGGAGCAUCAGACACGGCUAAACCGCUUCCUCAUGUUCAGUGGAGGCAGCCGCAAUCCAGCAACAUUUCUGACUCCCCUUGCGGAUCAUUUUCGGCGGAAACAAUGACAGAGGAGGCCGAUCCUGGGGCCAUGGACUAUUUUCCUUUCUCGAGCUUCUUGAAUGACAGUAUUCUUGGACAAGCUAAUAACCCGUUUGACCAGGCGGGCAAUGCUUAA